Molecule: messenger RNA, 2606 nt
Organism: Oncorhynchus tshawytscha (Chinook salmon)
Lineage: Eukaryota; Metazoa; Chordata; Actinopteri; Salmoniformes; Salmonidae
Product: zona pellucida sperm-binding protein 4-like
Exons: 8
Coding region: 321-1622 (433 amino acids)
Biological process (GO): binding of sperm to zona pellucida; prevention of polyspermy
Cellular component (GO): egg coat
Molecular function (GO): acrosin binding; structural constituent of egg coat
Source: RefSeq, a predicted model, not a curated record
CCAGGCCCUGACUGAUUAACUACCCAGGGAUAGCUUCCAGGCCCUGACUGAUUAACUACCCAGGGAUGCCUUCCAGGCCCUGACUGAUUAACUACCCAGGGAUGCCUUCCAGGCCCUGACUGAUUAACUACCCAGGGAUGCCUUCCAGGCCCUGACUGAUUAACUACCCAGGGAUGCCUGCCAGGCCCUGACUGAUUGAUGGUGACAGCUCGACUCUUAACGAGGAGGGGCGGGGGCAUCUGCCAAACAAACAUACUCAAUCAGGUAUAAAAGCCUCAGCGAGCCCUGACCAAGUCCUGUAGAUAUGAUUGUGUAGUAUAAUGGCAUCAUCAUCAGCAAGGUGUGUAGUUGUGUUGCUGGCUGUGUUUGUGCACUGCAGUAGUGCAAAUACUUGGAGAAUGCUACUACAGAAGCACCAGGCUCCAGUUGUUCAGCAGGCCCAGAAGGUGAGGCAGCAACCUCCAACCAGGCCAGUAACAUAUGACCAGCAGGCCAAGAAGCUGAAAAACCUACCCCAGUGGCCACCUCAGUGGGUUACCCAGGGACCUGAUGCCACAACUCCUAUUGAGAAAUGCCAAGUGAAAGCGGAAGAGCGACUUACUUGUGGUGUCCCUGAUCUUACUCUUGCUCAAUGUGAGGCAAUCAACUGCUGCUUUGAUGAGUGGCGGUGCUACUAUGGGAAAGCAGUGACUGUACAGUGCACCAGAGAUGGUCAGUUUGUUGUUGUGGUGGCCAGGGAUGCCACUCUGCCCAACCUGGACCUUGAUACCAUCAGUCUGCUUGGACCGCAAGAUGCACUCUGUAAGCCUGUUGGCACCACUAAAGCCUUUGCCAUAUACCAGUUCCCUGUCACAGCCUGUGGCACCACUCUCAUGGAGGAAAGUGGCUAUGUGGUCUAUGAGAACAAGAUGAUAUCUUCCUAUGAAGUGGAGCUUGGACCUCGAGGCUCAAUCACUAGAGACAGCCACUUUGAGCUGCAGUUCCAGUGUAAGUACUCUGACACUGCGGUGGAGUUUUUGGUGGUUGAGGUGAAUGCUCUUCCUCCCCCUGCUCCGGUCACUGCUACUGGACUUGUCCGAGUAGAGCUCCGACUGGCCAGCGGACAAUGUUACAAUAAGGGAUGUGUGGAAGAAGUGGAAGCCUACAGGUCCUACUACAGUGAGGCAGACUACCCAGUUGCCAAGCUCCUGAAGGAUCCAGUGUAUGCAGAGGUUCACAUCUUGGGGAGGACCGACUCUAACCUGGUCCUGAAUCUGGACUACUGCUGGGCCACCUCCACCCCCAGCCCCCUCAGCUUGCCCAAGUGGGACCUCCUGGUUGAUGGGUGUCCGUACCAGGAUGACCGUUACCUGACCAAUGUAAUCCCCGUGGAUGGCUCCUCUGGCCUUGAGUUCCUGACCCACUACAAACGCUUCACGGUCAAGAUGUUCACCUUUGUGGAUGCAGACACUUUGGCCCCUUUGAAGGACAGGGUUUUCAUCCACUGUAGUACAGAGGUGUGCCACCCUACUAGGACCCACUCCUGUCAACAGAGCUGCAACAGGCAAAGGAGAGAUGUGGCUGCAGUGAAUUCUGUGGCUGGCGAGACCGUGGUGUCCAGUGGGGAGCUCAUUCUGACCUGACCAUAACUACCUUCCACCUGUCAGGCCUGAAGAAAUACUUCUGAUCUACUUCAGCUUGGGAUGAAGGCCUCACUCUUUGACCUUGUAGCAUACACACAAUACAUAUUGUGACUUGUAAUCCUUUGGCUUGUUUAAUACAAUGCUUGACUUUGAAAUAUCUGAGUUAUGACUUAACUAGAGAAUUCUUUCUACAUUUUGAGUGGAGGCUUGUUGCUCUAAAAUCUAGUUCUGGCAUCCUUUCAAUAACCUUGGCUGUCUGCUUUCACCAGAUAUCUUGACAUCUACAUGCCACUAGCAUUUCAUAUAAGGGUAAUUUGUCAAUGCCUUCACUAAUUCAGGAAUAAUUUCUAAGCUAAUGCAAGAAAUGGAAACAAUUUCUGUAACCACUGACCUACAGUAUGUGGAGGGUAGCUUCACAUGUGCUGUGUCCUGGCAUCGGCUGAGACCAAGCAAAGGGAACGCUCUACGAGCGGACUAUAUUUGAAUAAGUGACAUGUCUAACAGGGUGAUUCAGUAUAGCAGAGGUGGCUUGAGGGCAAGAUCCUGCAGAUUAUAAUAUUAGGGGUCAUGUGGAGAGGGAUGUCUAUGGAGAGCCUACUGUACCUGCCCUAGCAUCUGGCUUUCACAUAUGUACCCUCCCACUGCAUUUGACCACACUACCUAAUCUCACAUGACUGCACCUACACAGGUCAUCCUUUCAUCACCUAUUGCCUGGUGUCUUAAUGUUGACGUGUUCUAUGCAACCUGUGUACAGUUCAUUUGGUCAGUGCAGUCCCUUUCAGUAUGUAGAGCAUUAUUGCAUGGAACUCCCAACUCAAAUGAACAGCAACCCUGGUUUCAUAACCUCUCCCCUAUUUGACCGUGUACUCGUAUGUAGGCCACAUGUGCCUUUUAAAUUGAUCUGUCCUUGAGCUGUUUAAUGUUCUGUAAUGUGAGGACCCCAGGAACAGCUGCUGCUUUAGCAACAGCUAAUGGGGAUCCUAA